Messenger RNA from Striga hermonthica, 1974 nucleotides. NCBI's taxonomy places the organism in Eukaryota, Viridiplantae, Streptophyta, Magnoliopsida, Lamiales, Orobanchaceae. The record is from the annotation of a GenBank genome assembly.
AUGGGAACACAAGAUACUCAGAAUUCUAGUGCUGUAAAACCAAUCGAGCAAGUUCGGGUUUCAUUAUCUGAUAAAGAAGAUAAGUUUGGAGAGCAUAGGAAUCAGAAAAAGGUAUCGAAGAAGAAGAAAAAUGAGGGGGCUGAAGUUGCUGAUGCUUACAUCAAUGAAGAUUUGGAAAAAAAGCAACUGCAUGUAGACCAUGGUGAGAAUGGCAGUGGAGAUGCGAUGAAUCUUGAAAAGAGAAGGAAGAAAAGCAAGAAUAAAAACCGGGAGUUGAAUAGGACCGAGAUGAACAAUGCUAAAGAAGUUCAGCAGAGUGAGGUUGAGCAAAAGCUAGAUGGAGAAAGUAAUGCCGAACAGAAAAGUACUGAAGAUAAUAACAAGGAGAGGAAGAAGAAGAAGAAAUCAAAAAGAAAACACGAUGAAGUAGAUCUUGAGAGGGAGGGAGAGAUACAUAUAAACGAGUCUGGGCAACAUAGUCAGAAUUUGAAAGCUGAUGAUACAGGAAAGGUCGAAAGGAAGAAAAGGAAAAAGGAAAAAGAGAACAUCAAAGAUGACAAUUGGUCACGUGGCACUUCUGGUGAAGCUAUGAAUGACGAAGACGAUUUUCCUUCUGAGCAGCACGAAUGCGUGCCAGAUAAUGUUGAAGGCAAAUUUGAAUCAAAUGAACAUAAUGUAUAUGCUGCAGAAGAACUUAAGAGAAAGAAGGAAAGAAAGAAGAAAAAGAAAGAACAUUUGAAGGACUAUUCAACUGCCGCUCAGCAAGAUAAUGCAGAAACUGACAGCAAUUGUCAUAUGCAUACGGAUGAGAUGCAAAGUAAUGAGGUAGAACACGCAACCAAAAAAAAGAAGAAGAAGAAGAAGAAGAAGAAGAAGAAGAAGAAGAAGAUGAAGAAACAUACUGAAGUAAUGGACGAGGGUUUUGAGGAGUUAAGAGAUAAUGGUGCUGCACAUGAGAAAAAAGGAAAAAUGAAAAUGACCAAACCAGUGGAGAAUGAGUCAAGCGAUGCUACACCCAGAAAAAGUAAGAAAAAAGUGAGGUUUUCUAAUCACUUUGAGGUUUUCCCCUCUCCAGUCAAUUCGAAUCCAGCGAAAGGGACUGUGGAGGGAGAUAAUCUAGUUAGAGGUAAGCGGUACACGCCUGAAGAGGACGAGAUCAUCAAAGCUGCUGUUAACGACUAUAUACUGAGUCACGACUUAGGUGAUGAAGGCCUGGACAUGGUCCUCAAUUGUCGAAAGCACCCCCUGGUGAGGGGCUGUUGGAAAGAAAUCGGGUCUUCCAUACCAUACAGACCCACUACUUCCGUCUACUUGCGUACCCAUGUUAUAUUCCGCAGGUCUGAGAAUCGCAAAUGGACUGAGGAAGAGUACGAGGAGGUCCUCAAGUUCUGCGAGGAGCACGGCAGGCAAUGGAGGAAGCUGGCGGACAAGCUCGGCAAGCACAGGGUACAUGUGUGUAACACCUGGCGGAGGAUAAAACUGGUCAACCGCAAGAAAGGGCACUGGUCUCAGGACGAGUACCAGAAACUGUUUGACCUCGUGAACAUUGACCUGCAGGCGAAGCUUCGGGAAGAGAAGAAGUCCAAGUAUGGGAUGCUGCGUGACAAUAUCGGCUGGACGGCAAUUAGUGGUGAGCUGUCAACCCGUCCUGAGGUCAUUUGCUGUGAAAAGUGGUACAGACAACUGACCUCGUCCAUGGUGGCCCAGGGCGUGUGGGCCGACUCAGACGACUACCGCCUAAUUGGCGGGCUUUAUAGCCUGGACGCGACCUGCGUGGAGGAUGUGGACUGGGAUGGUGUUGUUGAGGGCAGGGAUGGGAAUGUGUGCCGAAAGCGUUGGAAUCAGAUGGCUUUGCAUUUGGGGCGGAAUGGGCAUAAGCCGUUUGCCGAGCAGGUAGAAGUCUUGGCGCAGAGGUACUGCCCGCAUCUGCUGGAGGUGAGAGAGGCUUGGGACAGCAAACCAAGAGUUCCAUGA